This is a messenger RNA of Ctenopharyngodon idella (grass carp), 1658 nucleotides long. RefSeq names its product trace amine-associated receptor 13c-like. The transcript has a single exon. Gene Ontology annotation, molecular function: trace-amine receptor activity. NCBI's taxonomy places the organism in Eukaryota, Metazoa, Chordata, Actinopteri, Cypriniformes, Xenocyprididae. Bases 137 to 1132 code for a protein of 331 amino acids. Gene Ontology annotation, cellular component: membrane. Gene Ontology annotation, biological process: G protein-coupled receptor signaling pathway. The record is from RefSeq and is a predicted model, not a curated record.
UGGGUUGAUAGCUGUAUAUUCAAACAUCACAGUAAAAUGAGGUGGUCGCUGAGCUUCCGUAAGUAUAAAACUGAGUCAUAUUAAUGGCAAGCAUUCUUACACAGAGUCUGCUCUCCAAAAUAGAUCUAUCAUAGAAAUGUCUAACUGGGGAGUGACAAACACAGAUAAUCAAACCCUCCAAUACUGCUUUCCAAACAACAAUUUGUCUUGUUCCAAGAGUAUCCGACCUGAAGUGGAGUAUAUUUUUGUGUACAUUUUCGUUGCUGUAACAUCAGUGUUCACCGUGUUUCUGAACCUGUUGGUGAUCAUCUCCAUCUCACACUUCAAGCAGCUCCACACUCCCACUAAUGUGCUGAUCCUCUCUCUGGCAGUGGCUGAUCUGAUCGCAGGACUGAUUCUCAUGCCAGUGCAGGGAAUGAAACUGGUUGAGCCAUGCUGGUACUUUGGAGAAAUAUUUUGCUCAAUAUUUCCUCUUAUUCUUUAUAUGGUUCUCGUGGCAUCUCUUGGUAAUAUGAUUAUUAUAUCUGUGGAUCGAUACAUUGCUGUGAAUGAUCCUUUGCGAUAUCCAAUGAAGGUCAAUAAUAACAGAGUUGUUGUUUCUAUUGUUGUAAACUGGUUAUUCUCCUUCAUAUAUAAUUUGUAUAUGUUGUAUGAGUUUUUACUGUAUCCAGAGAGGAACCACACAUGUAUUGGUGAAUGCAUAAUUUCUUUUAAUUUGGAAAAUAUAAUACUAGAUCAUUUUGUUUGUUUAGUGGCACCUUGCUGUAUAAUUAUUCCUUUAUAUGUCAAAAUCUGCUUUGUAGCAAACUAUCAAGCUAAGCAUGUAAAUUUAGUCACAGACAAAAAGGCCAGAUCAGAAAAAAAGGCUGCAAGAACCUUAGGGAUUGUAGUACUGGUUUAUCUUCUUUGCUGGAUGCCAUACUAUUUAAUUUCUCUUUCUGCUGAGUAUGAGGAAAAUGACUCUCUUAUAAUUAAUGUAAUGGACUGGAUUGUGUGCAUGAAUUCCUGUAUGAAUCCACUUAUAUAUGCAAUGUUUUAUCGAUGGUUCAGACUGUCAGCAAAAUACAUUUUGACACUGAAAAUAUUUCAGCCUUCAUCGGCAUACUUAAAUCUGUUCCCAGAAGAGAAAUGAUCACUUACACUCUCAUGCAAGUGUAAAUGAGAUAAUGUGUCUUCAAAUGAAAUAAAACCUCCUUAUAGAACAUUAGAUGGCAUGUAACAGCUGUGUUGUUUUUUUUUUUUUUUUUGUUGUUGUUUUUUUUGUAUAUUGUGAUCAUAGUUGUGAGUGACUGUAGUAAAACUGUAGUAAUGAUGCUUGGAAGAUAGAUGUUAAAAGAAAAUUUGACAGUCACACUAUAGGUACAAUAUAUUUUGAUGCAUGGCCAUGGUAACUGUGCACCUACAGUAAAACAAUUGAGACAAAUUUCACAACAUGAGCUUAAAUGAUUGAUGAUGGACAAGAGUGAUGUUUAAUCAUUAUAAUGACAAUUAUUAUUAAGCUCUUCAGAUUUCCUGAUUUCUGCCUGUUUUUUGCCUUAUAAAAAAGAAUGAACCAAUUAACCAGUAUGACAUUCAAUUAGUAAUACACUCAUUUUGUAUUUCUACAGUGUGUUAAGCAUAUACAUUUUUAAAAUGCAUUCACUUCACCAAAGUUUACA